Molecule: messenger RNA, 7773 nt
Organism: Chrysemys picta bellii (western painted turtle)
Lineage: Eukaryota; Metazoa; Chordata; Testudines; Emydidae
Gene: ARFGEF3
Product: ARFGEF family member 3
Biological process (GO): regulation of ARF protein signal transduction
Molecular function (GO): guanyl-nucleotide exchange factor activity
Source: RefSeq, a predicted model, not a curated record
CCCAGGCUAGGAAAUCCUCUGCCACCUUUUCCCGGGGCCUCGCUGGGCUGAGGAGCCCGGCUCCAGGCAGGCACUGGCCGGGGCUGAGGAUUCGGCUUCCUAGCGGCAGCAGCGACACCUCCCGCCGCCUCCCGGAGCCCAGCUGCACCGCAGGGACCUGCCCGCGGGGAAGCCGGCAAGGGGGAGGAGGCAGCGGCACAAACUGACGUGUCUCCGUCAUGGAGCUUAGCGUGAUUCAUCAACAGCAGCAGCGCGCCCGGGGCAGGAUGCUGCGCACCAUCCCCGCUUAGAGCCGGGCGAGGGGCGACACCCGCCCUGCCCUGCCGUCCGCAGCCGCGUCUCCUUGCCGCGCCGUGCAGCGUCCCUGGGGGAGCCAAGAUGGAAGAAAUCCUGAGGAAGCUGCAGAAGGAAGCGUCGGGGAACAAAUACAAAGCGAUCAAGGAGAGCUGCGGCUGGGCCAUUGAAACUUUGGAAUCUUCUGAUGCUGCUACCAAGAUCCCUCCAUAUCAGCUGAGGGAGAAGUGUCUCCUCCCACUGCAGCUGGCUUUGGAAUCAAAGAACGUGAAGUUGGCCCAACAUGCUCUAGCAGGGAUGCAGAAGCUGCUGUCUGAUGAGAGAUUUGUAUCCGUGGAAACCGGCUCAGAUGAGAAGCAGCUACUAAAUCAGAUGCUGAAUGCCGUCAAAGUGACUCCUUCCCUGAACGAAGACCUGCAGGUAGAAGUGAUGAAGGUUUUGCUCUGUAUCACGUACACCUCCACAUUUGACCUGAAUGGAAGUUCAGUGCUAAAGAUUGCUGAGGUUUGCAUUGAGACAUAUGUAUCUAGCUGUCACCAGCGGAGUAUUAACACCGCUGUGCGGGCAACCCUCAGCCAAAUGUUGAGUGACUUGACUUUACAGUUACGGCAAAAGCAAGAGAAUACGACAACUGAAAACCAUGAAGCCAUGCAAGAGUUCAAGAGCCAAGGUUCUACAGUAGAGUCCCUUUGCGACGAUGUUGUGUCUGUCCUCACUGUGCUCUGUGAGAAGCUUCAGGCUGUCAUAAAUGAAAAUCAGCAACUGCAGCUUCUCUACCUGGAAUGUAUUCUCUCAAUGCUAAAUAGUUCCUCUCCCGGCAUGCACAACCACAGAGGAUUCACUGACCUUAUUUGGAAGCAAUUGUGUCCAGCCCUUGUAGUAAUCCUGGGAAAUCCAAUCCAUGACAAAACAAUCACCUCUGCCCACAGUAGCAUCUGUCUCGAGGCCGAUUCGCCCUCCUCAGGGGUCGCUGAUCAUGGCCGAGGGUCAGGUUGCUCCUCCACAGCACCUGCCCUUAGUGGCCCCGUUGCUCGGACCAUAUAUUACAUUGCAGCGGAACUGGUUCGACUGGUGGGGUCAGUAGAAUCCAUGAAACCUGUGCUCCAGUCACUCUAUCAUCGUAUGCUGCUGUAUCCCCCACCCCAGCACCGAGUGGAAGCCAUCAAGAUCAUGAAAGAGAUACUAGGUAGUCCACGACGGCUCUGUGAUUUGGCAGGACCCUGCUCGUCUGAACCAGAAUCCAGAAAGAGGUCAAUCUCGAAAAGGAAGUCCCAUCUGGAUCUUCUCAAACUUAUCAUGGAUGGGAUGACUGAAGCUUGCAUAAAAGGUGGUAUUGAAGCAUGUUAUGCCUCCGUUUCUUGUGUCUGUGCCCUGCUCGGGGCAUUAGAUGAACUAAGCCAAGGGAAAGGCCUUAAUGAGGAACAGGUCCACCUGCUUCUACGACGCCUGGAAGAAUUGAGGGAUGGGGCUGAGACAAGCCGAGACUCCAUGGAGAUCAACGAUGCUGACUUUAGGUGGCAGAGGCGCAUCCUGUCAUCGGAACAUACCCCCUGGGAAUCGAGAAAUGAGAAAAGUCCUGACAUUAGCAUUAGUGUUACCACAGAUACUGGUCAAACCACUUUGGAGGGAGAUAUGGGGCAGACUACUCCGGAGGAUAAUCCUGAAGAUCAAAAAAACUCUCUGCAGUCUCCAGCUGGCCAAGACUUUAAAGAGAUUGGCUGUAAAGAGCCAGAAUCAGAAACAAUAGAGCAGCCAGAUGUGGUUCAAAGGAGUCACACCAUCGUUUAUCCAGAUAUAACUAAUUUCCUGUCGGUUGAUUGCAGGACACGAUCCUAUGGAUCCAGAUAUAGUGAAAGUAACUUCAGCGUUGAUGAACAAGAUCUUUCUAGGACUGAAUUUGACUCAUGUGAUCAAUAUUCCAUGGCAGCAGAGAAAGACUCUGGGAGGUCAGAUGUCUCAGACAUAGGGUCUGAUAACUGUUCCCUGGCUGAUGAAGAGCAGACCCCAAGGGACUGUCCAGGUCAUAGGUCCUUGCGUACUGCUGCUCUCUCUUUGAAAUUAUUGAAGAACCAAGAAGCAGACCAGCACAGUGCCCAGCUGUUUGUACAGUCCCUUGAAGCUCUUCUUCCUCGACUUAUAACACUCCAUAGUGUAGAAGAGGUGGAUUCAGCGCUCCAGAAUUUUUCCUCGACCUUCUGCUCAGAUAUGAUGUUCUCACCAGGAUUUGAGGGGAACCCCAAUUUCAGCUUCCAGACUCUGAUGAAUGCAGACAGUAUCUACAUGGUCUCGCACUAUACCCUUCUGCUCAAUCUGAAGUUAUCCAACUCUGACUACUACAGGAAGAAACCUUCCCAAGCACCGGUGUUGCAGAAGGAGUUUAUGAAGCAGGUUCAGGCCAGUGGAGUAUUGAUGGUGUUCUCUCAGGCAUGGGUUGAGGAGCUCUACCAUCAGGUACUGGAAAGGAACAUCCUGGGAGAGGCUGGUUACUGGGGAAGCCCUGAGGAGCACCGUCUUCCGCUCAUCACCAUGUUGACCGACAUUGAUGGCUUGGGGAGCAGUGCUAUAGGUGGGCAGCUGAUGGCAUCUGCAUCAACACAAUCUCCUCUCACCCAGAACCGGAAGACUGAUGAUUCUGUUGUGGCAGGUGUUGCUUUUGCCCGAUACCUUCUGAUCGGUUGCUGGAAGAAUUUGAUUGAUACCUUAUCCACACCUUUGACUGGUCGAAUGGCAGGAAGCUCCAAAGGGUUAGCAUUCAUCCUGGGAGCUGAAGGAGUCAAGGAGCAGAACCAGAAGGAGAAAGAUUCCAUUUGUAUGAGCCUGGAUGGACUGAGGAAGGCAGCCCGGCUGAGCUGUGCUCUAGGGGUUGCUGCUAAUUGUGCAUCUGCCCUUGCCCAAAUGGCUGCUGCCUCCUGUGUUCAAGAAGAGAAGGAGGAAAGAGACGCCCAAGAGCCCAGUGAUGCUAUAACUCAAGUGAAACAGAAAGUGGAGCAGAAGCUGGAGCAGAUGGGGAAAGUGCAGGGAGUCUGCCUGCACCCUGCUCAUGUUUUGUGCAUGGAUGCCAUCCUCAAUGUGGGCCUGGAAAUGGGAAGCCACAAUCAAGACUGUUGGCCGCAUGUGUUCAGGGUGUGUGAAUACAUCAGCACUCUGGAGCACACCCAUUUCAGCGAUGGCGCAUCUCAGCCCCCUCUCACUAUAACCCAAUCGCAGCAGGUCACAGGAGGGUUGCAGGUGGAUUAUUCGUCUGCAAACUCUCCCCAGGAACUGACCCCUGAGCAGGAGACCACCCUGAGCAACAAUCCCAUCAUCCAGCCCGUCUCCAUCCAGGACCUCAUCAAGGAGGGCAGCAAGGGCAGAGCUUUCGACUUUCGUGGAGGCAGCCUGCUAAGUGGAAGCAAUGCUGCCAAGGCAGUCCUCAUCCUCUCCACGCAGGCUGACAGGCUAUUUGAAGAUGCUGCUCACAAGCUAAACCUGAUGGCACUGGGUGGCUUCCUAUACCAGCUCAAAAAAGCUUCUCAGUCCCAGCUCUUCUACUCAGUCACAGAUACAGUUGAUUACUCCUUAGCAAUGCCAGGUGAAGUAAAGUCUACCCAGGACAGGAGAAGCGCACUCCAUUUGUUUCGUCUUGGGGAUGCCAUGCUCAGGAUUGUACGGAGUAAAUCCCGCCCAUUGCUCCACCUCAUGCGCUGCUGGAGUCUGGUGGCACCUCAUCUUGUAGAGGCUGCCUGUCAUAAGGAGAGACAUGUUUCUCGGAAGGCUGUCUCCUUCAUCCAUGAUAUCCUCACCGAGGUGCUGACAGACUGGAAUGAGCCCCCUCAUUUUCACUUCAGUGAGGCGCUGUUCCGCCCCUUUGAGCGCAUCAUGCAGCUGGAGCUGUGUGAUGAGGAUGUCCAGGACCAGGUGAUCACGUCUAUUGGGGAGCUGGUGGAGGUGUGUUCCAUUCAGAUCCAGUCUGGGUGGAGGCCCUUGUUCAGUGCACUGGAAACAGUGCACAGCAGUAGCAAGUCAGAGCUUAAGGAGUACCUUGUUGGAGAGUAUUCUAUGGGGAAAUGCCAGGCUCCAGUUUUUGACGUUUUUGAAGCAUUUCUCAACACAGACAACAUCCAGGUCUUUGCCAAUGCCGCCACUAGUUACAUUAUGUGCCUUAUGAAGUUUGUCAAAGGAUUGGGAGAAGUGGAUUGUAAGGAGAUUGGUGAUUGUGUGUCAGGAUCUAUGUCUACAGACUUGUGCCUUCCUGCUCUUGAUUACCUCAGGAGGUGUUCUCAGUUGCUAGCCAAAAUCUACAAAAUGCCCUUGAAGCCAAUUUUCCUCAGUGGCCGGCUGGCCAACUUGCCCCGAAGAGUGCAGGAGCGAUCAGCCAGCAGUGAGGAUGGGAUUGAGUGUGUCCUUUCUGACUUUGAGGAUGACUCUGGCCUUAUCAAUGUCUGGAUCAUUCUGCUGGAAGAAUUAACUACUGCCAUAUCCAACUGUCCCCGCCAGCACCAGCCACCCACCCUGGAUUUACUCUUUGAGCUGCUGAGAGAUGUUGCCAAAAUUCCUGGCCCAGGAUUUGGCAUUUAUGCAGUUGUACAUCUUCUACUCCCCACAAUGUCCCUCUGGCUCCAUCGUAGCCAUGGUGACCAUUCUUACUGGGAUGCGGCAUCUGCUAAUUUCAAGCAUGCCAUUGGCCUUUCCUGUGAACUGGUAGUGGAGCACAUUCAAAGUUUCAUUCAUUCAGACAUUGGCUACGAGAAUAUGAUUAAUACAAUGCUAAAAGAUCUCUUCAAGUUGUUGGUAGCCUGUGUGGCAGAGCCUACAGAAACAAUCUCCAGAGUUGGCUGCUCAUGUAUCAGGUAUGUCCUGGUGACAGCAGGGCCCGUUUUUACUGAAGAGAUGUGGAGGCUUGCAUGCUGUGCAUUACAGGACGCGUUCUCUGCGACUCUUGAGCCAGUAAAGAACCUAUUGGGCUAUUUCCACAGUGGUUCUGAAAGCUUUAGUGGCGAUGCCUGUGAAGUGAAGGUGGCGGCCCCAUCUCUCUCUCCCAGUGCCGAAGCUGAGUACUGGAGAAUCCGAGCCAUGGCGCAACAGGUUUUCAUGUUAGACACCCAGUGCUCACCAAAGACCCCCAACAACAAGGAGGGAUUUGAACAUGCUCAGUCCUGUGUGCUUAUCAUUGAGCUGCCUGCUGACAAGAAACACAACGGGCAUACCCAGAAAAGUAUCCCUUUCAGGACAAUAGUGGUGAGUCUGUUGUCUCAUCAAGUGCUGCUCCAGAAUUUAUAUGAUAUCUUGCUGGAAGAGUUUGUGAAGGGCCCCUCUCACGUGGAAGAGAAGACAGUACAAAUGCCAGAAACCAAACUGGCUGGUUUCCUCAGGUACAUUUCCAUGCAGAAUUUGGCUGUCAUCUUUGACUUACUGCUGGAUUCUUAUCGGACAGCCAGAGAGUUUGACACCAGACCUGGGUUGAAGUGCUUGCUGAAAAAAGUGUCUGGCAUUUGUGGAGCUGCCAACUUGUAUCGCCAGUCGGCAAUGAGCUUCAACAUUUACUUCCAUGCCUUGGUCUGUGCUAUACUGACAAACCAGGAGAACAUCACCGCAGAGCAGGUGAAGAAGAUCCUAUUUGAGGAUGAUGAAAGAAGCACAGAUUCCUCCCAGCAGUGCUCUUCAGAAGAUGAAGACAUUUUUGAAGAAACUGCCCAAGUCAGCCCCCCAAGGGGGAAGGAGAAGAGACAGUGGAGGGCUAGAAUACCAUCUUUGAGUGUUCAGCCAGUGAGCAAUGCAGACUGGGUUUGGUUAAUCAAAAGGCUUCACAAGCUAUGCAUGGAACUCUGCAACAACUAUAUCCAAAUGCAUCUGGAUUUGGAGAAUAAUGUGGAGGAACCUCCAGUUUUCAAAGGCGACCCUUUUUUCAUCCUACCAUCCUUUCAAUCUGAAACCUCCACCCCAUCAACCGGAGGGCAGUCUGGAAAAGAGACACCCUCAGAAGAUGACAGAAGUCAAAGUAGGGACCACUUGAUAGACAAUCUAACACCCAAGGGAGGGAGCGGAGAAAUGCUGCUGCUACCACCAUUGAGCCCUAAAAUGGAGAAAAAAGACCAAGCCAGGAAAAAAGAAUGGUGGGAGAGCGCUGGCAACAAAAUCUACACCAUAGCCACUGAUAAAACUAUCUCCAAACUCAUGACGGAGUAUAAGAAAAGGAAGCAGCAACAAAACUUGACCUCUUUCACCAAAGAUGUCAAAGUGGAAAAGAAGGGAGAGUUGUUGGGCUCAAGAGGGCAAGAUUCACCACUCCCCCAGCGACCGCAACAUCUGGUGGACCAGGGCCAAAUGAGGCAUUCCUUCAGUGCCGGCCCAGAGAUCUUGAGGCAAGAGAAGAGGUCGCGCUCAGGAUCUACAGUCAGCUCCUUGAACAUAUCUGUGCGAGAUGCAGAGGCACAAAUACAGGCAUGGACCAACAUGGUGCUGACAGUUCUCAACCAGAUACAGACCCUGCCUGACCAAACAUUCACAGCCCUCCAGCCAGCUGUGUUCCCCUGCAUCAGUCAGUUGACUUGUCACGUGACCGAUAUCCGUGUCCGUCAGGCUGUGAGAGAAUGGCUCGGAAGAGUGGGAAGGAUCUAUGAUAUCAUUGUAUAAAGGAAACAUGUUUCAUUAGCAAGGGGAGAAGGAAUCAAUGGCUUUUACAGGUAUACAAACAUAAUGCCGUUACUGAAAGUAACGGGUACGGAGCUACACAUGCAAUGCCUAUUCGUGGUGAUAAAUUCUGAAACCGCAAGCUCUCCAACAUGUCCUCUGCCCACUUAAGAUUGUAUGUUUGUCAUUCUCACCCCAACAAAAGAAGCGCCACACUUCACAUUAAGUAGCAUAACAUAAAAGCAAGAGAUGAAUCUGAAAAUUGCUGGUAAAUCAGGCUGGUACAUAAAGGCUCAGUAAAUUUCAUAGUGUGUAUUUUCAUCUGUGAAAGUUAGAUUGUGUAUGAAUGCACUUCUGCAGUGAGGAAAGGAGAAGAAAUAGUCAAAAUCUCCCUGGCUGCAGUUGGGAUGAAAGCAACUGUUCACCUAACAGGUCUCUCAGAUGAUACCUAUAAUUCCCAAGAUUUAGGACCAAAAGUAUCAGCCUAACCUUACCUGGUCUCCAUUUUUUUGAACAUGUAAUAUUGUGAACCCCACUAAUUGAAUCCUCUGAACCUUCAAUAAUGGGUGGAUACAACUCUCACUUAGAUGUCUAAGUACAGGAGUUGAUUGUGCUUCAAAACCCAGCAUGUAGACAACUGAAUCACCUCACUCACACACACCUACAUAACUGAAUAAUUGUGAGGAAAAAGCUGAGGGCAUAACAAGUGAAGGCAGGGGGGAGUGGUUGUUUGUUUGUGGUACUCUUUUAAAUUUUCCACAUGAAACUAAAAUGCAUCUGGGAAAAAAGUCACCAUAAAGCUCACCAAAAAAAAUAUUGGCCUCACUGCUUACUCGUCAUUAAAAUUUAUAUUCUAUGCAGAAGCUUUAA